Molecule: messenger RNA, 1737 nt
Organism: Talaromyces amestolkiae
Lineage: Eukaryota; Fungi; Ascomycota; Eurotiomycetes; Eurotiales; Trichocomaceae
Exons: 4
Coding region: 1-1737 (578 amino acids)
Molecular function (GO): protein binding; DNA binding
Source: RefSeq, a predicted model, not a curated record
AUGCGCGCGACCCUCGACGACCUCCCCGACGAAAUCCUCCACCUGAUAUUACACCACAGCGAACCCGCGCAAUGCCUUGCGCUCGAAAGAACAAGUCGCAGAUUUCGCGGUAUCACAAACGAGCCUUUAUUGUGGCGGCACUACUGCCAGUCGCGAUUUCAGUACUGGGAUGGGAAACACAACUAUGCCGAUAAAUUGAGACAGCCACCUUCGACAGUAGGGUGGAAGGAGUUGUAUGCUGAGCGACAUUUCACGGAUUGGGUUACGACAAAGGUUUUAGAUGAUAUACUCUCGAGUCAGUCGGGGCGUAUCAAUAAGGCGCGGGUCAUUAUUGAUCAUGGGUAUGAUGUGAAGGAUACGCUUUUGCGACAUGCGCGUGCCAGUAUGGAUUUGGAUGAUUAUUUGGCUAGAAGAUAUUACAGUCAUGCCAUGUUGGGCUGUCUACAGCGCAAUAUAGCUAUACCACUAUGGGCCAAUUUGAGGGAGAAUGGGAGAGAUACAUCACUCGAACGUGCCCUGGGCGGCUUUGAUCUUUUCGUUCCCCAAUGCGGGAUUGAUUCACUUGAAGAGAUACGCGACAUGCUUGAUGCCAUCGCAGACAAUGUAUUACAACGGAAUCCAGACAUACGCAGUCUGACACCACGUCAGAGGGCGCUAUACAUCGCAUCUUACCUGCUCUCGAAUAGUUACACUGGCAUACGCGCUGGUCGGGAAUACCACAAUCUAGAGCACAACUUCCUUGGACUGGCUCUACGGGAUCAAGGGCACAACUCUUUGCCUUUGAUUUCGGCUACAAUAUACUGCGCUAUUGCGCAACGAUUUGGACUCAAUGCCCAACCAUGCGGAUUCCCUUUUCAUGUGCUGGUCAUUAUCUUACCCGCUGUCGGCUUCAACAUGGAUGGAAGGGAAAUUACAGACGACAGUCCCGGUUUACCAAUGUAUAUGGACCCGUGGCGAUCUGACGUUGAAGUUCCCGUCACUGAUCUGCAGCGUCAAUUGAACCUAUAUGGGCCUCAAAUGGGCGGCCAGUCACAAUUUCUCGGAAAGACAUCAUUAUCAGAUAUAGUCUGGAGAUGCGGCAAGAACAUAUUGAACUCGUUGCAAGACGUUCCGGAAGACCCAAAUGUUUUGGAUCCUGAAAGCGCUCGAUAUGCGGGUCUCUGGUCUUUGAUGUUGACUACACCGGACUCUAGAUUUAACGAGGUCAGAAGAAGACUGCCGUGGUUCAUGGAACUCUUUUUCAAAGAAUUUCCAUGGGACAUUUCCCUGGUUGAGCAGUACGUGUUGUCACGACUCCGGGACUCGAUCGAGGUCGACCAUGUCUCGGAAGGAUUACGCGUCAUGCGUACGGUCGACGAGAUGGCAAAGACGGUCCAUCCGCGUGGACCAGAGCAUCAAAAGGUCAAGUACCGAGUGGGCCAAGUUUUUAUUCAUCGGCGGUACGAUUACCAGGCGAUCAUUACGGGAUGGGACGCGGAAUGUGAUGCGGGCGAGGAAUGGAUGCGGCGGAUGGGCAUUGAUCAACUCCAAGCCGGACGUAAGCAGAGUUUCUACCACGCGCUUGUCGAGGAUCGAAGUAUCCGCUACGUCGCAGAAGAGAACAUUCAGACCAUCACGCCGACCAUGUCGGAUCUGUCUAGCCGGCUGCUGGCCAUCGCGGGCAAGCAUUUCAAGCGGUGGGACGAAAAGGAGCGGAGAUUUGUGAGCAAUAUGCGUGACGAAUACCCGGACGACUGA